Messenger RNA from Nannospalax galili (Upper Galilee mountains blind mole rat), 2001 nucleotides. It is a transcript of the gene Capn13, whose product is annotated as calpain 13. The record is from RefSeq and is a predicted model, not a curated record. Gene Ontology annotation, biological process: proteolysis. Gene Ontology annotation, cellular component: cytoplasm. Lineage: Eukaryota; Metazoa; Chordata; Mammalia; Rodentia; Spalacidae. Gene Ontology annotation, molecular function: calcium-dependent cysteine-type endopeptidase activity; calcium ion binding. The transcript is spliced from 21 exons. The coding region runs from base 1 to 2001 and encodes 666 amino acids.
AUGGCAUAUAACCCAGAACCACUAGCAGAGACCCCCGCGGUCAAGUUCAAGGGACAGGACUUUAGGUCCUUACGGGACCAUUGCCUAAGCUUGGGUCAACUGUUUGUAGAUGAAACAUUCCCUGCUGAGGCUUCUUCCAUCGGCCAGAAGCUGCUCCAGGGGAAAAAACUUUCAAAGCUGGAGUGGAAGCGGCCACAGGAUUUAACAAAGGGUCCCCCUUACUUCAUCCUGGAAGGUGCGAGCAGAUUUGACAUCCAACAAGGAAGAGCAGGAGACUGCUGGUUCCUGGCAGCACUGGGCUCCCUGACCCAGAACCCACAAUGUCUGCGGAAGAUCCUAAUGGACCAAAGCUACUCACACCAGUAUGCAGGGAUUUUCCAGUUCCAGUUCUGGCAGUGUGGCCGGUGGGUAGAAGUGGUGAUUGAUGACCGCUUGCCUGUCAUAGGAAAGAACUUUCUCUUUGUGCAUCCUCGAAGAGACAACCAGGAGUUCUGGCCCUGUCUGAUGGAGAAAGCCUAUGCCAAGCUUCUUGGCUCCUACUCACAUCUGCACUACGGUUACCUCCCUGAUGCCCUGGUGGACCUCACAGGAGGAGUGGUCACUACGGUCAACCUGUACUCCUCCCCUUCUGAUCUACUGAUGGCUGUGAAGACAGCAGUCAAGGCGGGCUCCCUGGUGGCUUGUGCCACCCCAAAAGGGCUGACAGAUGAGGCCGAGGUGAUGGAGAAUGGGCUGGUGAGCCAGCACGCCUAUACAGUGACUGGGGCUGAGCAGAUUCAGUACCAGAAGGGCUGGGAAAAAAUCAUCCGCCUGUGGAACCCCUGGGGCAAUACGGAAUGGAAAGGGCGCUGGAGAGAUGGGUCCCAGGAAUGGGAAGAAACCCAUGACCCACGGAAAAGCCAGCUGUAUAAGAACAAGGACAAUGGCGAGUUUUGGAUGUCAUGUGAAGAUUUCCAAGAGAACUUCUCCUGCCUGUUCAUAUGUAACCAAAUCCCAAUUACCCUAGACCAUGGAGUCACAGCCAAUGAAACAUGGUGCCAAAUGAUAUUUAAGAACCAAGUGAUCUCAGGAAGCCCUGGAGGAGGACCUGGGAGGGAUGCUCAGUAUCUCUUUGGUGUUCAAGAGCUCACUGAAGGCAGCAAUGCUGUUGUGGCCUUCACAAUCAUGUCACAAAGCUUGAAGGCAGAAGAUGAGACAUUUCCACUAUACUUCCAAGUGAUCCUAGCAUAUUUCCAGGAGUUCCAGGAGAGAUUGCCACCCACAUUUUUCUCCCCAUUUAGAAAUGCUGCCCAGGGCAUAGACUAUGAAACCAAGUGCAACUUCACCAAGUCCUUCCACCUGAGCCCCGGGACCUAUGUGGUGGUCCCCUCAGCUCGCCAAAAAGAAGUUGAGUUCUUGCUCCGAAUAUUCUUGAAGAUGCCAGACAGGGACAGGAAUUCAAGCAACACUUUCAACCUAAGAGCUCUCAAGGGAAGUCUUUCAGAAAAUGAUUCCCACCAAAGCAUUUUCUACAGAUAUGCUGAGCAGGGACCGGACAUUGAUGCCACCCAGCUUCAGAAUCUUCUCAAUCAGGAACUCCUGAAAGGGCCUCCAGGGAACACUUUCUCCUUGGACCAGUGCCAGAGCAUUGUGGCUCUGAUGGACCUGAAAGUGGAUGGGCGGCUGGACCAGGAUGAGUUUGGAAGACUAUGGCGUCGUCUUGUCCACUGCCAGCAUGUUUUCCAGAAUAUCCAAAGGAGCCCUGGAGUCUUCCUGAGCUCGGACUUGUGGAAAGCCAUAAAAAGUACAGAUUUCCUUACAGGGGUUUUCAUCAGCAAUGAACUGCUGGGUCUCAUGACACUCCGAUACGGUGAUAGCUCUGGCCAGAUUAGCUUCCCCAGUCUUGCCUGCUUCCUGAUGCGUCUGGAAACCAUGGCCAAGGCAUUCCGCAACCUCUCCAAGGAUGGCGAAGGACUCUACCUGACAGAAAUGGAGUGGAUGAACCUAGUCAUGUACAGCUGA